AUGUCUCUGUUGCGCCAAGUCGGCGAGCGCAUGCGGCCUCGGGCGCUCCGCCGCGUCGUAGCGCGCCCCUUUUCGACUCAUCACGCUCGUACGACUCAGACUAAGACCACAGUCCUCUUGUCUUCACGUCUGCUACAUCUAAGUCGAGAGAGCGGCGAUGCUCCAAGGCCGGUGCUUGGAGAUAAUUCAGCUGGAGAGACGACUGGAAAGAGCGCUUCACUUGAGGCAAGAACCAAGACGACGAAGGGUCUGCAUCAAUGCAUUAUGAACCCUAAAACGACUUACCAAGCAGCGCGCAAGGCCUUCCAUGAGCUGCAAGUGCGCGGGUUGGAGCUCAAAGAGGAGCUGUACUUGUCUCUGCUGUACAAAGCGUUGCGUGAAGGCCGUUUCGAGCGCGUCUGGGCUGGCUACAAUCAGUUCCUGGAAGACGAGAAGAAGAAUCAAGUACGGGCAAAGCCAAGGGCUCCCACUACGUGGCCUAGUGUUACGAGCAGGAGGAUGCAGAUGCAUCGCUUCGUGCUGUGGGCAAUGCUGGACGCAGACCGCACACGCGACAUGGGACCUUUCUAUCAGCGUGAGGUUGUCGGCAGAUGUAACAAAGCCGGUAUCCACGAGGCAGACUCAUUCAAUUUCUUACUUCGAUUGGAGUGCACGACGAGAGUCAUGGACGAAACGGAUGACGGACUGCGACGACGUGUGGACACGCUACUGCAGGCUAUGGAGCGUCUGGCACUACGCACGAGUUACUCAUCUACCCAUGCGCUUGUGAGGCUUAUUUUGCACCGUCCAGAGAUCUUUUUUGUUGAUCUGACGGAUGAUCAGAAAGCUUCAAGUGACCUGGAAGCUGGUCCAGAUGCGAGAUACACCGCCAGAGCAAUGGGAGAACUUAUCAUUGAGUACAUGGAUCGAUUCCCGUAUGCACUCGGUCUGGAUUCGAAGCGGCUUUCGAUUGCAGUGAGCGCUGCUGCUGCAGCAGGUCAACAUGAGGCUGCUAAGGUGCUGCUCCAGCAUGGAACGACACAUCGCGUGCCAAUAGACGCAGCGUCGUUUGCUCAUGCUGUGGAGAGUGCUCCUGAUGAUGCUAGUCGCAUGGAGAUCGCAGAUUUGUACGUAGAUGCCAAGGAGCAUGAGUGCGUCUAUACUGCUCGGGACACGGAUAGCAGUAUUGCUAACUAUUUGCUGCAUUACGCCAUACUCGACGGCAACUUCAAGCACAUGAUGGAACUCUUACACGAGAUGCAGCUAUGCAAUAACCGAAGUACCAACCGGACGAUUGGCGAAUUGUUCAAAAGCAUUGCGCAGUACCGAGCGGAGAUCCAGAGAGGGAGCACAAGAUUUGAUGCCGACAAGAAACUAGGCAAAUGUCCAACGAUCAUGGAGCUGUUCCAAAAGUUUCCUUGUGUCAUCCCGUACACUACGCAUUCCCUUUCCCAAGGAAUUCUACAAAGCCUGCAUGCUGGAGACCUGAGCGUAUCCCUUGAACUUAUGCAUGCUGCGGUCGGGCGUAAGGAUGUCAAGUUGCGGCCCGAGAUUUUCUCUCAACUUUUGUACCCUCUGCUUGCAGCCGGACAGCGAGAGGAACAGUCAUCUAGUGUUGGCCUUAAUUUUGAUCGUCUCGAAAUCGAGCGGUGCUUUGACAAGCAGUACCCGAACCAGCGUACGCACUUGAAUUCGCUGAUUGUGAAUAUUUGUCAAUCUAAUGAAGACAUCUCUACGAUGCUGGUGUGCCUGGACCGCUGGCAGGUACAGAGUCAUCCGCCAAUGAGUCGACGAGUGAUUAAGCGCGUAUUUGACGUGAUCUCGAAGCAAGUCCAGCAACUUCGGAAGCAGAAUGGUGAUACUACGCCUCGUACUGCAUUUGUUCUCAAUGGUUUGCAGCUAUCGUAUGAGGCGUUUCUCGUGCAAUAUCGUGGAAUUAUUACUUGGGAUGCCUGGACAUUCGAGCGUGCAAUUGUCCGUGCUCGUACUUGUGACUUGCAUGCCGAUGUGAUAGCUCUGCUGGCGCAAGCUACUUCGCGAGGUUUGGUGCUGAACAGCGUUGCGUACGUUGUCGCGCUCUAUGUUCUGGAAGAGACUGGCGAUCCGUCUGCAAUUUUGGCUUGCGUGGAGACGAUGAAGGCGAACAAAGCGUGGGAACAAGCAUUAAAGAAGGACCCGAACGUGCAGGAGAUCUUGGACCGAGCUUUGGCCAAAGAACUGACACAAACAUCGGAGGACCAUGACACGUAG
This is a messenger RNA of Peronospora matthiolae, 2229 nucleotides long. NCBI's taxonomy places the organism in Eukaryota, Oomycota, Peronosporomycetes, Peronosporales, Peronosporaceae. The record is from the annotation of a GenBank genome assembly.